This is a messenger RNA of Paraphaeosphaeria sporulosa, 342 nucleotides long. RefSeq lists its product as uncharacterized. The record is from RefSeq and is a predicted model, not a curated record. The transcript is spliced from 2 exons. Lineage: Eukaryota; Fungi; Ascomycota; Dothideomycetes; Pleosporales; Didymosphaeriaceae. The coding region runs from base 1 to 342 and encodes 113 amino acids.
AUGCAACAAGCCAUUUCCGGCAAUGACCCGGAGUGGUCUCCUGUCGAAGUGGAACUCUUGGCUAAGUUCAGGUCCAUCUUCCCGGGCUGGAACCCCCACGAGCCGAAGCUCACAUGGAUCGAUCCGAAGAUCGCAAACAUGGUCGCUCGACAGAUGAAAGUAGACAAUGGAAACGACUGGGAGGUCUUCCUGAUUGACUGGUCAUCAAUAAAGAGUAGGGUGCGCCCUUCUGAAUCCUACAAGAGACCGAAAAUCCAACAGAUGAUGAUGAAGGAUCUCGAUCUUAAACCUGAUCGGGAGAGAUUGGCUGUUAUCAAGGGCGACGACUGGAACGUUUUUUAA